Apiotrichum porosum is the source of this 1869-nucleotide messenger RNA. RefSeq lists its product as uncharacterized. Lineage: Eukaryota; Fungi; Basidiomycota; Tremellomycetes; Trichosporonales; Trichosporonaceae. The record is from RefSeq and is a predicted model, not a curated record. Bases 1 to 1869 code for a protein of 622 amino acids. The transcript is spliced from 9 exons. Gene Ontology annotation, molecular function: FAD binding; GTP binding; GTPase activity.
AUGACCAUCCAACCUGUGGAAGCUCCCAAACCCGUCAUCAUCAUUGGUGGUGGCCCCGUCGGCCUCGCCGCGACUCUCGAACUCGCCCGCUUCAACGUCCCGACCAUCCUGAUCGAACAGCACAAGGGCGUCGCUUGGCACCCCAAGACCCGCAACUUCAACACGCGCACCAUGGAGAUUGCCACGCACUGGGGUGACGACGUCUAUCAACGUCUCCGCGGUAUCGACAGCGCCUGGAAGAGCCCUAUCCGCUUCUUCGACCAGGUCACCAAGAACGAGAUUGGUCAGAUCCACUCUGGCGGUUUCGAAGGUCCCGGCCCGGAUGUUUCGCCCUGCAAGCCCGUCAUGUCGAGCCAAGACUUGCUUGAGAUGAUCAUUCUCGACAAGGCCAUCUCGACUGGUCUCGUGGACGUUCGUUUCAACCAGCGUUCUCUCGGCUUGAUCAAGGGCUCGGAAGAGGACGCGACUGGUGUCGUUAUCGAGGUCGAAGACAAGGACACUGGCAAAACGUACGAGCUCGAGGGAUCGGCUCUCGUCGCUGCCGACGGUUACAGCAGCCCUAUCCGCGAGCAGCUGCAGAUCAAGCGCUCUGGCCAGCAGGACAUCCACCACUUUAUCAACACCUACUUCCAUGCCGACAUCGAGUCCCACAUCCAGGACCGUACUGGUGUCCUCCUCUUCGUUGGCAACGAAAACGUCAGCGGCGUUCUUCAGCCUCUCGACACUCAUGGUCGCUGGCUCUGCCAGAUGAUGAUGAAGGAGGAGCAGUGGAAGAAGGAGCUCUGGCCCCCUGAGAAGUGCGCCUGGUGGGUCCGCGAGGCGACCGCCAUCCCCGACCUCGAGGUCGAUGUCAAGAGUGUGGGCAUGUGGGCGAUGAACGCCACGACGGCCGACACCUUUGUUCAAGGACGCGUGGUUUUGAUCGGCGACGCAGCCCACCAAUUCCCACCCACGGGUGGUCUUGGAGUCAACACUGGUCUGCAGGGCAUGCACAACCUCAUUGGAAGUUGGCCUACGCUGUCAACGGACACUGCGGGUCAAGAACGUUUCCGGACGCUCACGUCGAGCUACUAUCGUGGAGCCCAAGGUGUUGUCCUCGCUCAUCAGUGGUUCCGCGAGAUUGACACGUACUGCUCCGAGGACGUUGUCAAGAUUAUUGUCGGCAACAAGGUUGACAAGGAGUUCUCCAGACAAGUGACCUCCGAGGAAGGCCAGGCCUUCGCCGACCGCAUGGGCACGCUUUUUGUCGAGUGCUCUGCCAAGACAAACGUCCACGUUACAGACGCCUUCCAGGAGCUCGUCCGACGCAUCCUCGCCACCCCAUCCCUCUGGACACGCGGUCCGCAGCCCGUCCGCAACCCCCAGUCGGUCAUUGCGCUGGGCGACGACUCGGCGAGCGGCUACGGCGGCCCUCCAACGUACCCCACAAGCAAUCUAGACGUCGACGUCGGCGUCGACCUCGAUCUAGAAGUUUGGUUGCCAAGUCAAGUAACGCAGCGCUUGGCCCUAGACGGACCCGAUAAACUCUCCGGCAACGUGUGCGUGUCCCGUUCACCAAGAGAACACCUUGCAUGUCCGAACUACCCUGUUCCCGAAGGCAAGUGUGUUGUGUACGACAAGAUUGCGCCGCAUGGUCCCGAGAUCCAGAAGAUCUGCGUACAGGAGCCACCGAACCCCUUCCUGCCGCCCAGUAAGACCGACACCGCCGGACAUCCUCCUCGCCCCCAUCAAAACCCGGAUACGAAUAAAGUGGCGCGAUGUGGUGCUUACGGAUCAUGGGCAUUGAGCCACAAGGUUGGUGACCGUCGGCGAUCAAUUGACCGACCCGGCUUUGUUCUGUGCCCGCCGGCGGCUUUCAACGAAGGGUAA